This is a messenger RNA of Fraxinus pennsylvanica, 2961 nucleotides long. Lineage: Eukaryota; Viridiplantae; Streptophyta; Magnoliopsida; Lamiales; Oleaceae. The record is from the annotation of a GenBank genome assembly.
AUGGCAUCAACAGCUGGAAACUCUGGAUGGUUUAGGGGGACGGUGAAAGCUGUUCCAUCCGGUGACAGCUUGGUGAUAGUGGGAGGUAGCAAGGCAGAGAUUCCCCCAGAGAAAACAAUCACUUUGUCAUCUCUGAUAGCACCUAAAUUGGCUCGAAGAGGCAGUAUUGAUGAGCCUUUUGCAUGGGGGAGCAGAGAGUUUUUAAGGAAGCUUUGUAUUGGGAAGGAUGUUAAAUUCAAAGUGGAUUACACUGUACCAUCCAUAGGCCGAGAAUUUGGAUCUGUUGUCUUUUCCAGUGAUGAUACGAAUAUCUCCUUUCUGGUUGUUGCAGCAGGCUGGGCUAAGGUUAGAGAUCAAGGUCAACAAAAAGGAGAAGUUAGUCCUUUUUUAUCUGAGUUACUACGUCUCGAAGAGCAAGCCAAGCAACAAGGUCUAGGUCGUUGGAACAGAGAUCCAGGUGCUUCUGAGGCAUCUAUUAGGAACCUGCCUCCGUCAGCCAUUGGAGAUUCUGGCAAUUUUGAUGCUAUGGGCCUCUUGGCCACGAACAAAGGUAGUCCUAUGGAGGUUAUUGUAGAGCAGGUCCGAGAUGGGAGCACACUUCGUGUUUAUUUGCUUCCAAGUUUUCAGUUUGUCCAAGUAUUUGUUGCGGGAAUUCAGUCCCCUUCUAUGGGCAGAAGGACUGCAUCCGAAGUUGUUAUUGAAACUGAAAUAUCCUCUGAUGAGCCAAAUGAUGAUUCUUCAACUGAACCUCGUGCCCCGCUGACAUCGGCACAAAGACUUGCUGCUGCUUCUGCAUCUGGUACUGAAGUUGCGCCUGAUCCAUUUGGGAGGGAAGCCAAACAUUUUACUGAGAUUCGUGUUUUGAAUAGAGAAGUCAGGAUUGUUUUGGAGGGCGUUGACAAAUUUAGCAAUCUAAUUGGUUCAGUGUAUUAUUCAGAUGGUGAAUCAGCUAAGGACCUGGCAUUGGAACUUGUUGAAACUGGUUUAGCUAAAUAUGUAGAGUGGAGUGCAAGUUUGCUGGAAGACGAUGUCAAGCGGAGGUUGAAGAAUGCUGAACUUCUAGCCAAGAAGAGUCGAUUGAGAAUGUGGACAAACUACGUCCCCCCGGCCACAAACUCAAAGGCCAUUCACGACCAGAACUUUACAGGAAAGGUAAUUGAGGUUGUUAGUGGGGAUUGCAUAAUUGUUGCUGACGACUCUUUGCCAUUUGGAGAUCCAUCUGCAGAGCGGCGUAUCAAUCUCUCAAGUAUUAGGUGCCCUAAAAUGGGUAACCCUCGUAGAGAUGAAAAACCUGCUCCUUAUGCUCGCGAAGCAAAGGAAUUUCUGAGAAAUCGUCUAAUUGGCCGUCAAGUGCAAGUUUCUAUGGAAUAUUCAAGGAAGGUCAGUAUGGCAGAUGGACCUGUUGCUGCAUCUGGGGCAACUGAUUCGAGAGUGAUGGAUUUUGGAUCUAUCUUCCUUGUUAAUCCAGCUAAGGAUGGAGAUGGUACUGCAACUGCUGCUGGAAGUCAGCAGACGGGUGCAAAUAUUGCUGAGCUUUUGGUUGCCCGUGGCUUUGCGAAUGUAAUCAGGCACCGAGAUUUUGAGGAGAGAUCAAACUACUAUGAUGCCCUUCUGGCUGCUGAAUCACGUGCUAUUGCUGGCAAGAAGGGUAUGCAUUCGGCCAAAGACCCUCCCGUGGUGCACAUAACGGACCUGCUGACUGCUUCUGCAAAGAAAGCGAGAGACUUCUUGCCGUUUUUACAACGCAAUAGGAGGAUGACUGCAGUUGUCGAAUACGUUCUUAGUGGUCAUCGGUUUAAACUGUCUAUCCCCAAGGAAACAUGCAGUAUUGCUUUCUCGUUCUCUGGUGUUAGAUGUCCAGGUCGCGAUGAACAGUAUUCUGAUGAGGCCAUUGCACUUAUGAGGCGGAAGAUAAUGCAGAGGGAUGUUGAGAUUGAAGUAGAAACUGUUGACAGAACUGGAACUUUCUUGGGGACAUUGUGGGAGGCCAGAACCAACGUGGCAGUCACGAUUUUGGAAGCAGGAUUGGCGAAGCUUCAAACUUCUUUUGGCACUGACAGGAUCCCUGACGCUCACCUUUUGGUACAGGCUGAGCAGUCAGCAAAAAUGAAGAAGUUGAAGAUCUGGGAGAAUUACGUUGAAGGAGGAGAUGUUUCUAACGGUACAUCUGUUGAAAGACGUCAGAAAGAAGAGCUUAAGGUGAUGGUUACUGAAGUUUUGGGAGGUGGUCAAUUUUAUGUCCAAUCAGUUGUUGAUCAGAAAGUGGCCGCCAUCCAGAAGCAGCUUGCUUCCUUAAACCUUCAAGAAGCUCCUGUACUUGGUGCCUUCAAUCCGAAAAAGGGUGACAUAGUUCUUGCUCAGUUUAGUGCCGAUAAUUCUUGGAACCGUGCAAUGAUUGUAAAUGCUCCUCGAGGUGUUGUGGAGUCUUCAAAUGACAAGUUUGAGGUGUUUUACAUCGAUUAUGGAAACCAAGAAGCAGUUACUUUCAGUCAGCUGCGUCCUAUUGAUCCUUCAGUAUCCUCCGCCCCGGGCCUGGCUCAGCUUUGCAGUCUUGCAUAUCUCAAGGUUCCAACCGUGGAGGAGGAUUAUGGUCAAGAAGCAGCUUUUCGCCUGAGUGAACACUUGCUAAGUGGUCCAAAAGAGUUCAAGGCCAUAAUUGAAGAAAGGGACACAUCAGGUGGCAAAGUUAAAGGGCAAGGAACUGGUACCAUAUUCAUGGUGACUUUGGUUGAUCCAGAAGCUGACAUCAGCAUAAAUGCUACCAUGCUACAGGAUGGACUUGCGAGGUUGGAGAAAAGGAAGAGAUGGGAGCCCAAAGAUAGGCAGCUGGCUAUGGAUGAGCUAGAAAAAUUCCAGACAGAAGCACGAGACAAGAGACUCGGCAUGUGGGAAUAUGGUGAUAUUGAGUCAGAUGAUGAGGACUCAGCACCACCUCAGAGGAAAGCUGCUGGAAAGCGUUGA